AUGUCUUACAAUCCAUAUUCUUACGGUGAUAACACCGGUAAUAUAAAUGACCGAUUUGUUCACAAUGAACAUAUGCAAGGCGUUACUUCACCAUUUCAACAACCAAAUAUUCAAUCACAAGUCCCACCACAACAAGCACAACAGGCAUAUAUGAACCAGCAACAAUCACAGCAACAAGGUCCUCAAAUGAAUCCAGUCAUGGGCGCAUUCCAAGACCCUGGAGCUUCCAUGGCUUAUCAACUAGGUCAAACAGCUUUUUCUAAUUUCAUUGGUAGGGAUAAUUUCUCACAAUUCCAAGAUACGAUGUCUAAGGCUGCUGGUAAUGCAGCUUCUUUAUCUCACUAUUUUCAAGUCACCACAUCAUACGUUAUGCAAAAAGUUAGAUUAAUUUUAUUCCCAUUCAUCAGCAAGAAUAAUUGGCAACGUAUUCCAGAUUCACAAGUUAAUAGUGCCGGAACUUUAACAUUUUUACCACCAAGAGAUGAUGUCAAUUCACCAGAUAUGUACAUUCCAAUUAUGGGUUUAGUGACAUACAUUUUGGUUUGGAAUACUCAAAGAGGUUUACAAGGUUCAUUUAAUCCAGAAAAUUUAUAUUAUAAAUUAUCCUCUACUUUGGCGUUUGUCUGUCUGGAUUUAAUUAUUUUAAAACUAGGCCUAUACCUUUUAGUUAAUACCAACUCUCCCACUACAAUUUUAACCGAAUUGAUCUGUUAUGUGGGUUAUAAAUUUGUUCCAUUGACAUUAGUAUUAUUCUUACCAAAGUCUCCCUUCUAUUUAACAAUUAUAUUAAAAGUUUAUCUGUUUAUUGCAUUUGGUGUAUUUUUAUUAAGAUCUGUGAAAUUUAAUUUAUUUAAUACACCAGGUGAUGAUCUAGCAAGUGUUAAGAAAUCGACUGUCAAAAAAUGCAAUUAUUUCUUAUUUGUAUAUGGAUUUUUCUGGCAAAGUGUAUUAAUGUGGCUAAUUUCUUGA
Henningerozyma blattae CBS 6284 is the source of this 969-nucleotide messenger RNA. RefSeq names its product protein transporter YIF1 (gene YIF1). Gene Ontology annotation, cellular component: endoplasmic reticulum membrane; endoplasmic reticulum-Golgi intermediate compartment; COPII-coated ER to Golgi transport vesicle. Lineage: Eukaryota; Fungi; Ascomycota; Saccharomycetes; Saccharomycetales; Saccharomycetaceae. The record is from RefSeq and is a predicted model, not a curated record. The coding region runs from base 1 to 969 and encodes 322 amino acids. The transcript has a single exon. Gene Ontology annotation, biological process: endoplasmic reticulum to Golgi vesicle-mediated transport.